AUGGGAAGGUACACAAAACUUCUUCUGAUCGUCGCCGCUGCGGCCGGCACGGCAGCGGGAGUGUACCUCGUUCGGCGCUACUACUGCUGCCAGAAAAAGAAGACGGACCGCGAUGACGCCUCGUCGAAAGAAAUUUCAGCAAUUUCGACUAAGGAGCUGAUCGAUCGCUUAAGGGAGGAGUGCAGCACGAGCAAGGAGAAGCUGCUGCAGAUCGCAGCGGACAUGAAGGCGGAAAUGGUUUCUGGACUGAGGAGCACGCAGGGAAGCACGCUCAAGAUGCUUCCUUCCUACGUCGACCGUCUCCCUGACGGGUCGGAGAAGGGCGUGUUCUACGCGCUGGACCUGGGCGGGACCAACUUCCGCGUGCUGCGAGUGCCUCUGCUGGGGAGGGACGGUGGGAUCGGCAAGGUGGACUCAGAGGGUGCCUCCAUCAGCCCCGAGCUCAUGACUGGCACCACUGAGGCUCUCUUUGACUACAUUGCAUCAAGGCUGGCAGCGUUCGUAGCAAAGGAGGAGGAGGAGUUUAAGCCAGCAGAGGGCAAGCACAGGGAGCUGGGAUUCACUUUCUCGUUCCCAUGUGACCACACGGCUAUCAACGCUGGGAGGCUUAUCAAGUGGACCAAGGGAUUCAACAUCCCUGAAACAGUGAACGAUGCAGUGGGCACGCUAGCAGGAGCACGGUUCAUUGAGUCAGAUGUGAUGCUGGGGGUCAUUCUCGGCACGGGCUCCAAUGCAUGCUACGAGGAGAUUCAAGACAUGAGCGUGAUCAACAUGGAGUGGGGUAACUUCUGGUCCGGUCAACUGCCUGUCACGGAGUAUGACGACCUGCUUGACUCCAAGAGCGCCAACUGCGGCCAGCAGCGCUACGAGAAGAUGAUAUCUGGCAUGUAUGUGGGGGAGGUGGUGCGUCUGGCCCUGCUUGACAUUGCUCAGAAGUCGAAGCUGUUUGGGGAACCCGUCCCUGCCAAGUUGCUCCAACCCAGCUCCCUCCCGACGCCCAAAGUGGCAAUCAUUCAUGAGGACACCACUUCAGACCUCUCCAAAGUUGGAUCCGUGCUUGCAGAGGCUCUUGAGCUCCCAGACACCUCACUGCCCCAGCGCCAGGCAGUGCAGGAGGCGAGCUACAUUCUGGAAGAGAGAGGCGCCCGCCCUGUUCCUGCCGUUAAUGUGAGCACACUCCCAUUUGCACAUGUUCGCUAUCCCCCCCACCUGCAGCUCCCAGACACAUCGUUGCCACAGCGCCAGGCAGUGCAGGAGGUGAGCCGUAUCUUUGGAGAGAGAGGCGCCCGUCUUGUGGCCGCUGGGAUCGUGGGUGUGCUGCAGAAGCUAGGGCGUGAUGGGAAGGCCCAGCCAAGCACAGGAGAAGCAGCAGCUAUUGAUGGGGAAGUGGCAGGAGGAGAAGCAGGAGCACCAGGAGCAGAGGCAGGGGCAGGUCUGGGGCAUGUGCCGAGGACAGUGGUAGCAGUGGACGGGGGUAUGUACGAGCAUUACACUCCGUUCCGCGAGGGAAUUCACGAGACGCUCAAGGAGUUGCUUGGCGAGGAGGUGGCGGGGUUUGUGAGCAUGAAGCUGUCGAAGGAUGGGUCGGGGAUCGGUGCUGCUUUGCUGGCCGCCUCGCAUUCCGCUUAUAAAGAAUACGGAGCGGGGCUUCUUGGCGAGGAGAUGGCGGGGUUUGUGAACAUGAAGCUGUCUAAAGAUGGGUCGGGGAUCGGUGCUCCUCUGCUGGCCGCCUCGCAUUCAGCUUACAAGGAGUGA
Closterium sp. Naga37s-1 is the source of this 1755-nucleotide messenger RNA. NCBI's taxonomy places the organism in Eukaryota, Viridiplantae, Streptophyta, Zygnematophyceae, Desmidiales, Closteriaceae. The record is from the annotation of a GenBank genome assembly.